AUGAGCGACCGAUUCUGCUACGGUACUGGACCUAGCAGACAGAAGCGUGUGAACGCUCGGAUUCGAGGGAGCGCCGCGGAGCACGGCAGUUGGGUUUGGCGGUGCAAUGCAAUCACGAGUGCUGCGUGCGUGCUGGCUGCUGGUGGUGGUGAGGAGAGGCUAGCAGACGAAUGGCAUGCCAAGCGGGCAAGAUGGGCAAGAUGGGCAAGCUGGGCAAGCUGGGCAAGGUGGGCGAGUGUAGAGGAAUGGGGCUAUACGUGUGUCGUUGUUUUGCGCGAGACAAGGGAGACGAGCAGCAGCGCGCGCGCGUAUGUGUACGGAGUGUAUGUGUUUGUAACGGUCGAUCGUACGAAGCCAGACGGCCGAAGAGAGGAGGAUGAUGGCAGAACGUGGAACACGAAGCACAAAGCACAAAGCACAAAGCAAAUAGCAAAAAGCGGAGCCGCGUCGCUCUAA
Messenger RNA from Mycosarcoma maydis (corn smut), 456 nucleotides. RefSeq lists its product as uncharacterized. The transcript is spliced from 3 exons. Bases 1 to 456 code for a protein of 151 amino acids. Lineage: Eukaryota; Fungi; Basidiomycota; Ustilaginomycetes; Ustilaginales. The record is from RefSeq and is a predicted model, not a curated record.